CUUAUCAACUUAUCACUUAUCUGUUGUUCGUUUUGUGUUUUUUUAAUCAUUAAUCAUUAAUCAUUAAUUUUGUGUUUUUUUAAUUAUACUUACAAUUUUGCUUAUUGCCUCUUAUGCCUCAUUUUUUCCAUCAACGCGUUUCAAAAGUCCACAAAUUACAGUUUGAGAAACACUGACCACUGACGUAUAUACAAAAACAGUAUCAAAUAGAUAGCAUAAAAUAGCAUUCGAUAACAAUGUUUAGAAGUACAAUUACUACUGACUGUAUUUAAAAUACAAGUAUUACUGACUGUAUACAGUUUUACUAUGAUAAUAAAGAAUUGUGUGAUUUUUUAGAAAAGUCGUCUUGUUCGAUUAUAAAUAGACAUAACCUUCGUAAAUGUCACAAAGGAAUCUAUUAGUUAUUGUUUAUGUACGAUGGAACAUUCGAACAAUGAACGACUUGACAAUUCUUCUUCACUGUUAAACAAGGAUUUUUUACAAAUUUCGUGCAAUUGGCAGAUCAAUAAUAAACUGUUUCACGAUGCCUUCACCAUAGCAGCCUCGUCUCAAAAACUUGAGAAGAUUAAUAUCGAUGAUAUAGUUUCCUUGGAUACAUGUAUAUUAUUGCAACCAGUUGAAUCCAAAGAACCAUGCAUGCUGGAUAUAAAACUGACUAACCAUCAAAGGAUAUCUCAUAUUGCUGUAGUGUCAGAGGCCUAUGUGUUAGAGUUUUUCAAAGAAUUUGGUGAAUAUGAAAAAACAGUAUUUGCAGAAUUCGAGGAUGAAUUUGAGGAUAGCUUUGUUUACAUCGCGGAAACUGCAAUUAUUCCAUCUGCUACAGAAGCUAGCAUUAAGUUUACAAAAAUAAAGAGCAAAACUUUAGGUAUGUGGGUAUAUGGUAUAAAGCUCUACUUAACAGAGCCUGAUAACGAUUCUACGAGUUUUCCGACUGAUAUUUUUAAUCCUGAAAUAAUUAAAAAUUUCCUUACUAAGCUAAAUUUUAAUACAAAAGAAAAUGAUGCUUCCAUUGAUGUUCAAUCGUGUUAUAAGAAUAUCUUGAAUUCAUCGAAAAAUAGAAGUAUCGAAGAAAGUACUGAAAAAGAGGCGGCGCUCGGUACCAGUACUAAGAACGAGACUGUAUCGGAUAUUACGCAACUUAAGACUUAUAUUGAUAAUAAAUUCCAUGAUAUGGAAAUAAAAGUGAUGAAAAGCAUCGAUGAGAUGGAGCAAAGGACCAACCAAAAACUGGAUACCAUUUUACAAAAAUUAGAAUCACAAUUUAAUGCCAAGUGA
Molecule: messenger RNA, 1275 nt
Organism: Hylaeus anthracinus
Lineage: Eukaryota; Metazoa; Arthropoda; Insecta; Hymenoptera; Colletidae
Exons: 4
Coding region: 418-1275 (285 amino acids)
Source: RefSeq, a predicted model, not a curated record